GGAGGGAGAGAAAGAGUCCGGCUCUGCACUGAGGCAAAUUGAGUCUGAGGAUUCUGAUGAUGGAUGUCUGAGGUCUGAUUCUGUGGAGUGUCUGUGGCUCUGACGUGUCUAGAGACAGAAGAGCGACUAGACAGGAGCCCGCGUGGGGGUUACAGGUUACACUUGGGAGUGGGCCGUGCUCCACUCCAUCCUGGGUCUGGAAGCAAGGGGCCAGGUCACCAUGGCACCCUGGAAGGUGGUCGUGGUAACUCUGUUCUACUGCGUGAUGGCUCAGCGGCGGAACAAAGCUCUCUUUCCGUCUGCGGUCCGAGUGAAGAGAGGGAUGGCAUCAAUGGUGAACCCAACCUUCCACAACUCCAUACAAGACGUCAACCUACUCUUUGAAAUCCUGCUGGCAGGCCUGCAGUUGGGAGGCGAGGCAGGCCCCUUUUCCCUACUGGACGCUGAACUGGCCUCCCUUCGCCAGACCAGGAAGCUGGAGGUAAUCUGUGACGACGUGCUCCCCAGGAAGCUGACCGAGGUGCGACGCCUGACCUCUCACCUCAGCAGUCACCUAGGACACCUGAGACCAGAGGACUUUGAGCGCACAGUGCUGACCAUGGUGUACACUGCCCAACGAAUCUCCAAUUCCACCUCCGGCCACCAGAGGGAGGCGUGGGCAGAGUCUUUUGUCAGUUUGUUCCAAGCCAUCAAACAAGACCUGAGUCCAGAAUAAAAACCUCUUGCCGGGGACCUGCAAAACCGCCACCCAAAUGACAGUGUGUCUGUGGAGUGGUUUGUCAUGUGGUUCUGGUGGAAUUCUAGCCUAUGCCAGGGACGAUUGAUCGGAUUUGACUUCAGACUAUCUGCCUUUUUGUGUGAUAUUUUUCCAUGACUAUUAUUAUUUUUUCUUUCAUCUGGACCUAAUUGUUUGAACUUUAAAUGAUGUGUACAGAUUGUAGGAGUUGUAACCAGGGAAAACACUGUGGAGAUUUUUGGACAGGGCCAUUUUAACUAUACAGCCACCUGGAAUGAAACAAAUACUAUUAGUGCCAGGCAAACAUAUUACAGAUUCUAUUUGUUUAGUAUUGCUAUUGAUCUGCAUUUAUUUCCAUUUAAUUUCCAUUUAUAUUAAUUAUUAGCACCGUGGCAAUGUUGUUUGACUUGACAACAGGCACAUAUUGUGAACAUGCUCUUUGCAAACUUGAAAAUGUAUAUAUAAAGGAAUCAAUAUGUUUACAGUCUGUUAAUGUUUAAGAAAUAUAGCUCCUUUAAAAAAACACAUUUCAGUAAAAUUCCUGUACAGUUUUAAACAUUUAGGAUAAAUGUACAUCUUAACCUAUGUAUAAACAUUUGCCAUACAUUCAUUUGCCAUACAACUCAAAUGCCACAUAAUAAAGUUGCCAUACAACUCAAAUACCGCAUUUCUUCGAAUAAACGCUGCAGCGUUUAUUAAAUAACGUUCAUUUUUGGUGCAGUGUUUAUUCGGGGGCUGAGGAGGUGAAUUUUUAAGAGAGAUUUCGUGAAUUGUAGCUGCAGUGCAGCCAUAGACAAACUCGUUGCUGGCAUUGUGACAAAUGAAUCAUGCAGCUAAAAACGCAGGUUUCAUUUACUACCGCUGACCUCCUUGUCUAUUGUUUGUUUGUCUAUGAGUGCGGCAACUCACUUUCUUAUUGGCUAUCAAUUAGGUGUGCAUUGGUAGUACAACUGUCUCAAAUAGUGUUCUACAUUGUGUCGAAACCUGAAGCUUUCAAACAGAAAGCUGUGCAGAAAGUUAUGUACAUGUGUAAUAAGAUAGGUUAAUCCUUUAUUUGUCCCGCAAAUAAUCAAUACUGGGGUUGAAUUUAACCAAUUAAAUAACCGUUUUCAGAUUUUUAGGGUGCAGCGAUUAUUCGAGGGCGGCGUUUAUUCGAGGGCGGGGUUUAUUCGAGGGCGGCGUUUAUUCGAGGGCGGGGUUUAUUCGAAGAAAUACGGUAUAUUGCUUCACACACUCCCUGACCAGUGAAAUCACUUCUUUACAACAUAAAGUAUACCUUGACAAAACCCAAUAGUAAA
Molecule: messenger RNA, 2034 nt
Organism: Hypomesus transpacificus
Lineage: Eukaryota; Metazoa; Chordata; Actinopteri; Osmeriformes; Osmeridae
Product: protein FAM180A
Exons: 3
Coding region: 221-715 (164 amino acids)
Source: RefSeq, a predicted model, not a curated record